AUGGAGUUAGUUCCUCAGUGCCUACUUGCCUACCUACCUCCUAAUUUGGUAUCAGGAAGUCGUGUAGACAGGUGUAGGUCACCUUUUUACAUGAAAAGACCACAAAAAAUGUUCUUCGAAAAAAAAACUUUACGGCGUAUUCACGUGACAAGUUCCAAUCUUUUUUUAAGUAUUAAAAUGUUUUUCAUUUCAAUUGAAAAAAAAAUCAAUUUUCAAUUUUCCUGUCUGCUUCCUUUAUUUUGUCUCGUUAUUUGCGAAUACGGCAAAGAUUUAUCGGAACUUGGGAUUCAUUUUGACAACGCCCAAGAACUUGAAUUUCUGCGUGUCGAGAAUUUCAAGCACGAUUUUCUCCCGGAAAACUAUUACAGUGAUACGUGUCAAGUUGCAAAAGAUCUGUGCCAUCAGUAUUUGGAAUGCACGAAUAAUUGCCAUCGAUUGAUCAAGAAAUGGGAAGAAUUUCGAAGCAGAUGGCAACAGGAGCCAGCCUCCGUCAACCCGUGUGUGCUUAUGGAAAUUAAGUGUUCCGGAAUGAGCAACUAUGAUGCCGGACAACACCUGGAUGAUUUUUUAUGAAACAAUAAUAUUUCGAAAUUAAAGAAUAUUUUAUUAGUGUCCAAAUAUUCACAAAAAAAUCAGUUUAUCCAUAAAUAACUCUCUUAUAAA
Molecule: messenger RNA, 663 nt
Organism: Caenorhabditis elegans
Lineage: Eukaryota; Metazoa; Nematoda; Chromadorea; Rhabditida; Rhabditidae
Gene: K10H10.13
Product: DUF19 domain-containing protein
Exons: 3
Coding region: 1-573 (190 amino acids)
Source: RefSeq, marked reviewed